This is a messenger RNA of Daphnia pulex (common water flea), 3965 nucleotides long. RefSeq names its product transcription factor Sox-10-like. The record is from RefSeq and is a predicted model, not a curated record. Gene Ontology annotation, biological process: regulation of transcription by RNA polymerase II. The coding region runs from base 401 to 2233 and encodes 610 amino acids. Gene Ontology annotation, molecular function: DNA-binding transcription factor activity, RNA polymerase II-specific; RNA polymerase II cis-regulatory region sequence-specific DNA binding. Gene Ontology annotation, cellular component: nucleus. The transcript is spliced from 7 exons. Lineage: Eukaryota; Metazoa; Arthropoda; Branchiopoda; Diplostraca; Daphniidae.
AGUCGAACGAGAUCAGAGUUCGAGGAAGCAAGUGCCGACGACGCAGCCGCAUUGACUGUCGAAUAUUACGUACGCAUGUGUGUGUAGUCACCGCCACCAUUUUCCUUUGUGCAAUCAAAAUUUUUCGUGAAUCCAAAAUUUCGGCCGUCGGAUUUCCACAUUUUUUUAAAAAUUGCCAACAGUUUUGAACGUCAGACAGUUUCCAGUUAGUAGGUCCUUUAAUCAGCAUGAGCCCAUUUGAUAGACCAUCAAUUAUUACAUAUUGAUUAUAUAGGCUUUGAUUAUUGUUGUGAAUUAACUGGCCAAAUUGACAUUCGACCGAGAUUGUUAUCUAACGGCUGUGUCUGUCCGGAGCCUUAACCCCGACAUUUUGACACGACAGACAUUGACGUCAACAAGGAUGGAUACGUGCUCCUAUCAGCAUCCAUCGGAUGCCGAACUGGCGUCGGUCAUCAAAAUGAAGAUGAGUUUGCCGGUGAUUUCGUCGGCCGCCGGUUCAUCGUCGCUGCACCAUCACCACAGCAGCAGCAGCAGCCGGGCUACGUCCAUUAUGCAACUGGCUCAGCAGCAUUUACCCAAGUCGGAUAUUGGCAAUGCCGUUGCCAAGGUUUUGCAGGGCUACGACUGGAGCCUCGUCCCGCUGGCCAGCAGGUCUAACCCGGAAAAGAGGGACACUCACGUCAAGCGACCCAUGAACGCGUUCAUGGUCUGGGCUCAAGAAGCUCGCCGGCAAUUAGCCGACCAGUACCCGCAGUUGCACAACGCCGAGUUGAGCAAAACCCUCGGCCGACUAUGGAGGGUGUUGAGUGACGACGACAAGAGACCGUUUGUUAAACAGGCCGAGCGGCUACGGGAGCUUCACAAGCAAGAGCACCCCGAUUACAAAUAUCAGCCGCGGCGACGCAAAAUUGCCGGCGCCAAAUCGUCGCAAAUGCCUUUACCCCCGUCGAGCAGCGCCGCCAGCUCCGUGGUCAACGCUGCGACAAAAACACGCUUGAAGAAUCAUCACCAUUCUUCAACAAGGAUUCAAAAAGAGCGCGAUUCAUCUCGUACCGGACCCAAGCCUAGCGGUAGUAAAUUAAGGAGCCACUCCCGCUCAGUGAUGAAGGGGACGGCCUCGCCUACAACUCCAACGUCGUCAUCGAACCGAAAUACUGGAAUCGAAGCGAACAGUCAUAAAAUUAGCGCUAAUCACGCAACUGUUUCGUCACAAUCGCCAUCGACUGCGACAUUAGAUCGCCGGGUUCCUUUGACCGACGGCCUCGUCGAACACCCUCACAUGCUAAACAGUCGUGGAGUGACAUCAGAGACGGGUUGCAAAAGUUAUUCCAAUGUUAACGGUGCCGACAUGUUGUGCAACGAAGUCUCGGCGCCUGCUGCCGAUCAAGAAGAAUACAACCUCUACUUUCAACACGAUGCCUCAGCUCUUGCAGGCGUGCCUUCGGGAAUUGAGACCGGAGCGUUCAACAACCACGUACCCGUCUCGACCACCUACUCUCAUUCCAGCUACCCUUCCACCAUCCCCGUCUCCGUCGCCUCUAACAAUUGCAUGUACGAGCAACACGCUUACCUGGAUCAUCAAAACGGAGGAGUUUACCUGCCGUGGUCUCACACGCCAAACAACGUGGGGGCCUUGCUCCAGCGGACUUACCACUACGGCAAUUCCAGCAUCAACGGUUACGGGCCUCCGCAGCAGCAACAGCAGCAGCAGCAACCGACGUCACCCGAAGAUCGAAGCGAUUCCGCCCAAUCUUACGUCUCAUCUCCUCCGAGCUGCACGUCGUUGCAUUCGCCGGUCCCGUCGCCAGCCGCAGUCGCUGCUGUGGCCAGCACGAAUUUCACCUACAGUAGCUGCAGCAGCAGCCGCAGCAACAGCAACUGCAACAGUCCCGCUGGCCAACAGGCUCAACAUCAGUCCAGCAGCUACCAGGAGCUUUACUCACCGCGUUCUCAAUCUGUUGGCGGAACGAUGAGUGUCUCGCAACAACAGCUGGAACAUCCUGGAACGACAAGAAGUGCGACGGCCGUCGACGCCAAUUCUGCUCACUAUUUUUACGGCCACAACUCGCCGGUAGCGGGAAAUUCGGUCGCCCCUAACGUUGUGGACGGCUAUCAGCAACAUCAGACUUACUUACCCUCGGUGCCGACGACAUCUUCGGCGACAAAGACCAGCGGAGCGACGACAACCAGCAUAUUUUCAGGUGGCAUGGAAUCGUGGCUUAGCUACAUCUAACCAAAAAAACAUAUUCGAAACUGUAAAGAAAAAACAAAAUAAUCGGACUCGCCAACCAAAUGAAAAAUUGCGUUUAUCGCUUAUUUUAAAAAAAUUAGAAAAAACAAAAAACAUUUAUACUAUUCUCCCCAAAAUUAAUCCAAAUAUAUCAAUUGUAACGUACAAGCUGUUUUAAAAAUAGGGGUACAAAUACAGCGAGUACGUUUAAUUUUUUUUAUUUUUACAUUCGACAUUUGUGUGCACACGCUUUGUAAAGGAGAAAGUCUUUCUUAUAUUUCGAAACCGGAAAAAUGACCGAUCGAAGCCAACUUACGUAAUCUUUCAAAAAUUGGGUUAUCGCAAUUACAAGGCUGAUUCUCAGCUAGAGAAAUGCAUAAUUGCAUAUCUAUGUGUAUAUAGGAAAAAAAAACGAGCUGGCAGUAAAUUUAUUGAAUUCCCAAAGAUAUUUUAUCAUUAUUAAUACAAAUAGAUCGAGCCCUUCUUCCUUUUUUUAAAUUAUUUUAUUCUUUUAAAAAACGGUCUACUAGAUGAAAUCUGGUUUAACACGAUUGUUGAGUGUUUCCUACCUCAUCUUUACAAUGAAAAAGAUUUGUUAGUUUUGACAAGUAUUGCCGUUCAAAGAAUACUGUAAGCCUCUCUGAAGUCCUUUUCGUAGGUUCGUGUGUUUUAUUGGGCCCAAUUUCAGAAUCAAGAAAAUUGUUCGUAAUCUUUACAGACGGACAAAGCUCUGCCACCUGAAAAGUGGCUGUACUUUUCUAUGCUGCGCUAUUAAAUCCCAUUCAGCUCACAUCGAUUCAGUUACAUGUCUGAAUUUCAAAUAUUUAGUUAAACCAUGUUUUUGUAAACGUCAGGCAAAGCAUAAGUAACUGGAAAAGAAUAAGUUUAUAGACAUCAAACGUUGCUUAAUUAAUAAAAUUUUUAUACUACGAAAGUUUUUCUUUUACCUUCUUCAUCUACCAAACCAUAAAAAGAAAAAAAAAUCUAAGCCCUAUUAUAGCGCAGUGCCGAACUCAGUCGAAUUCAUCGAGCCCAUAACAAUAGCUGACAAUAGUUACGCCCUUUGAUAAUACUCCAAGCCCAAUAAAUCAAUAAUGAUAUUGAAAGGUACUACCUGGUUGCCGCACUAAUACUUUACGAUUGAAAACUAAAAUUGUAUUUGCUGGAUUCUAGCCAAAAGGUUCGGGUUUCAAUAAAUGAUGUUUUUUCAAAAAUUCGUUUUCGGUAAAUACUCUGGGAGCGACCGUAAAUGAGGUAACACACUGAGUGAGAGCGAAAGUCUGCUCAAAUCAUCGUGAAACGUCAUUUUCGGUACUGUGUUCUCUUAUUUCUUUUUUGUCUAUUUUGGUUUUGUAUAGCAUACCAUCAGAAGGCUAAAUAAAGUUUCUCUUAUACCAAGAAGAGCCUGAAAGCUCCUCUACGCCUUAAUAAAGAAAAGUUGAAAUGCAUUGCAAACAUGAUUAUUGGUCAGUUUUCUUUAGUGACAAAAAUCCGCUUCUAUGUAUUUUUUAUCCCCCCCCCCCUCCAUGAACAAAAACUAAAUAUACGAAGAAUUCUUCCCUAUUAUUUUGUUUCCAAAAACCCACGUUUAAAUUAGUCGGUUCACUGUAUCUCUGAAAUCUUAGUUUGGACUUUGGAUGACGGCUAAAAAUACAAACGAUUUGUUUUCAAUUUUGCCCGUCGUAAAAAAAUCUGUUUGAUAUGUAAGAGUUAUGUAACCCUUGAAAUGUAUCUG